AAUGGAAACAUUAUGCGUAAAGAGAAAUGAAACUUUACCAGAUAUUCCAACAUUUGAUAAUAUAUUUGUCAUCAUGUAUUUUAAAUCAAUAAUUCACUCUGAUGACAUCAUGUCCGAUUUCAUUGAAUCUACUAUUGGUAAUUAUUUCUAUAUUAAAAAAGUACAAAAUAAGAGAUUGCAGAAUAUUUACGUUUCUCCUAGUGGUUUGAGUAUGAGUAUACCACAUCAAAUGAGGUCGAAACUUGAACGAACUGUUCGUUUACGAAACUAUAACAAAUUGUCACUGUCUUCAUGGAGAACAGUAAGCUCUGUUUUCCAGAAAAAUUCAUGUUAUAGUUAUGAUACUCUGCAAAUUGAAUUUUCGCCCGAGAUUUUUGUCAAACUCAACAAUUAUGAUUGUGAACAACCAAUCUCAAAUAUUGUAGUUUGUCAAACCUUACCGAAACCGGAUAUACCAGUUGUUGAUUUACUAACUUAUGAUAAAUUCCAAAAGAUUCCGGAAAACUGUAUUCGCUGCGAGAACGAUGGAAUAUAUAUAAAUUACAUUGCAGUUUGUGAUGGAAAAGAUGAUUGUACCAUGAAGAAUGAUGAAGAAAAUUGUCAAAAUAUAAAACCAUUUCACUUUAAAUGUCAUUCAAAUGACAAAGUAAUACACUUCUCAUUAGUUUGUAAUUUUAUGAAGGAUUGUUCAGAUGGUUCCGAUGAAGAAGAAUGUGAAUACGAUGAAUGUUCAGAAUUUCAAGUAUCCUGUAAGAAUGAACAAUGCGUCAACUCAACUUUUGUUUGCGAUAGUGAGAGACAUUGCUUCGAUACAACUGAUGAAAUUUGUAAAAAUAAAAAUGCUUUAGUAAAAGAUUUUGAAAAAGGUUAA
Molecule: messenger RNA, 871 nt
Organism: Dimorphilus gyrociliatus
Lineage: Eukaryota; Metazoa; Annelida; Polychaeta; Dinophilidae
Source: the annotation of a GenBank genome assembly